GCGCGGGCUCCGCCCCCGGCCACGUGAGCGGCGGGCACGUGACGGCGCUGAGGGGCCGCGGCCGUGAUGGCGACUUACGUGAGCGAGCUGGAGGCGGCCAAGAAGAGCCUGAGCGAGGCGCUGGGCGAGAACGUGAAGCAGUACUGGGCCAACCUGAAGCUCUGGUUCAAGCAAAAGAUCAGUAAGGAGGAGUUUGACCUGGAAGCUCGCAGGCUUCUCACGCAGGACAAUGUCCACUCUCACAAUGAUUUCCUCCUGGCUAUUCUCACCCGAUGCCAGAUCUUGGUCUCUGCCCCAGAAGGUGCUGGAUCUCUGCCGUGGCCAGGUGGCUCUGCAACUAAACCUGGAAAACCCAAAGGGAAGAAAAAGAUUUCUUCGGUUCGCCAAAAGUUUGAUCACCGGUUCCAGCCUCAGAACCCACUGUCAGGAGCCCAGCAGUUUGUGGCAAAGGAUCCUCAGGAGGAUGAUGAUUUGAAGCUGUGCUCUCACACCAUGAUGCUCCCAACACGUGGCCAGCUGGAAGGAAGGAUGAUUGUCACUGCCUAUGAGCAUGGGCUGGACAAUGUCACCGAGGAGGCAGUGACAGCAGUUGUUUAUGCGGUGGAGAACCACCUUAAGGACAUCCUGACCUCUGUGAUAUCCAGGAGGAAAGCCUAUCGUCUGAGGGAUGGCCAUUUCAAGUAUGCCUUUGGCAGCAAUGUCAACCCUCAGCCAUAUCUGAAGAACAGUGUUGUUGCUUACAACAACUUAAUUGAGUGCCCCCCCAGCGGCGCGACGCCCUCGGCAGGUCAGAGCCUGGCCCCUCCACCCGCUCCUGACGAUGCUGAGCAGCAGGCAGCCCUGCUCCUGGCCUGCUCUGGGGACACCCUGCCAGCAUCCCUGCCUCCAGUCAACAUGUACGACCUCUUUGAGGCACUGCAGGUGCACAAAGAAGUGAUCCCUGCACACACAGUCUAUGCUCUCAACAUUGAGAGGAUUGUCAUGAAGCUCUGGCACCCAAACCACGAGGAGCUGCAGCAGGACAAGAUCCAUCGGCAGCGCCUGGCGACGAAGGAGGGCCUCCUGCUCUGCUAGAGCUGCAGCUGGCAGCCCUGCCAGCCCUCAGGUGCCUCCAGCCUGCUCCUGGGACUUGUCAUUCCAAACCUGUGUCAGCAUCUCCAGGAUGAUGUGAUUUAUGAGUCAGCUUUUCCUAUGGAAAUGGGACUGAGUUGUGGGACACUUCCUCUGCUUCCCCAGAGUCACGUGCCGUGUGGAGUACUCUCAGCAAUGCCACUGAGUUGGAAGAAAAACAAGGACUGGCAUUUUUAGGAAAAAUAAAUGUGAGAGUGAAG
Oenanthe melanoleuca is the source of this 1331-nucleotide messenger RNA. It is a transcript of the gene TADA1, whose product is annotated as transcriptional adaptor 1. The record is from RefSeq and is a predicted model, not a curated record. Gene Ontology annotation, molecular function: transcription coactivator activity. The coding region runs from base 67 to 1074 and encodes 335 amino acids. NCBI's taxonomy places the organism in Eukaryota, Metazoa, Chordata, Aves, Passeriformes, Muscicapidae. The transcript has 8 exons. Gene Ontology annotation, cellular component: SAGA complex. Gene Ontology annotation, biological process: regulation of transcription by RNA polymerase II.